UCCUGCACCCGUCUCUGUUCGUGAACAGCACGGCGAGAGCUGUGCUCGCCCACACACCCCAGCCACCCUUCGACAGAUCGACGGCGGGGAACGRUUCAUCUUGGUGCGGAUCGAUGGUGCGCAACAUCGUCUUUCUUCCCAACAGCACGCGGUUCUAUUACAUUCUCGAAGAGCGCUGCACUGUCCAGGGAAUCAUUGCUCAAUCGCGUCUUUCCUUCAGGAAAGCGGAUCUGAUUGACGUGAUCGAGGAAAGGAAAUCCGUCGUUGAUGAGUCGAUCGUCGUCAGCUAUGGGUGGGCCGUUCACAGUCUGGACGGUGAAGCGCCUACGUCUUCUUCCCCCGCCGUGUUCGAGAGGAAUCAGAGCUCAUCGACUCUGGCUAUGGCGGAGGGCAUGGAUCUCUCCCCGGACGGAUCGCAUCUCCUUCUCGGUCUGUCUUCAGCAAAUCUGACCUUGCUGUCGACGAGCGAUGGCUCCCGAACGUCCAUCCCUGUGGCAGCUGACAAGAUCUCAACCUUAGCGCUCAAUCCGACGARGACAAAGCUGUACAUGGUAGAUAAUUACAAGCCGGCUCGCCUUCUUUCUCUGUCGAUUGGCCCAUCAGGCUUCCCCAUCGACGGGAUGAAUGUCGAAACAAUUGCARUCUUCGACUCCCGCAGCGGUGAGCCGGACGCAUCCCAGGUCGCCAUCGGCACUCAGACGACUUCUCUGUCUGACUCGCACUCUGCAGACGGCUGUGUUCUUCUAUGGGAUCGACCUAGCGAUCGGAUAUGGAGAGUCGAGUCGGCACUUUGGACAGAGUCGUCCUCUUCCCACCCAACUGUUCUGGCGGGAACUCCGUCACCGGAUAACGGCAAUCUUAAAGACGUCGGAGGCGAUGGAUCUGGGCACCAAGGGGAUACCGACGGCGAUGGACCUACUUCGUCAUUCGAGUAUUUGGGUGAGAUUGUGGCGACUCCGGACGGCUGCAACAUCUUUGCCACGGAUACCGUUCAUCACCGCUUACACUGGCUGAAGCUAGACUCCCCGUGCAGCACCGCGCGGAGUGUGGAGACUGUGGGCAGAAUCCCUGAGGUAAGCUUGCGAGGACUAGCGCUUCAUCAGUACGGCGGCGAGCUGCUCUUGUACGUCGGAGCUACUGACGGCUCCCUGUUCGAGCUCAAACUCAACAGCUCUGCACUGCAUACUUGUGCGUCCGCCACGCCAUCGCCGUCCAGCAUUCGCACAUAUAGUUCUCCUCCUACCUCAGAUUCAUUCCCUCCUCCCUCCCUCGUUGCGGGUCCGUCCUCGCCGUCCAUUUCUCCCUAUCCUCCGUCUAAUGCGGGCAGUCCUGCGGCCCAAGUGUCCAAAGAGAGCCCUUCUUCUUCCUCGCACUCUCCCAAUCUUGGGCUCAUGGUCUCGUUGCCAGUGUCAUCGCUUGCGCUCAUUUGCCCUAUCGCCUGCGUGGCAUUCUUCGCCUGCAAGGCCCGCCAGCAGCAAGGGUGGCAGUCUGCUCCGAAUAGCGAAGGAUUCAGGAUGACGAAGACGAUAACUUCUCCUCCGUCAACGGCGAAAGCUAUCGAACAAAAGGAGGGAGAGGAGCCUCGACCAAUGGAGGUUAAGCGAUUCUCGCUGGCAGUGCUUUCUCACUGCACUAGUGAUUUCUGCCAAAGCUAUCGUACUGGGGACAGCGGGGCCUUCGGGGACGUUUACUGGGGAUCGAUCGGCGAAAAUCAGCAGCUGGCAAUCAAGCUGAUGUCGGGCAACCUUACUCCCGCCAAGCGCAGUAUGUUCCUUGCGGAAGUGAACACGUUGAGCAGACUCCAUCACGCCAACCUCAUCCGGUUGGGGGGGUACUGCGACCAGGGAAAUCGUUCCAUCUUGGUGUACCCCUACUUCCCAGGCGGCAAUCGCCAAGGGGUUGGCCUACCUUCACGACGGUGCCGACCCCCCGAUCAUCCACCGGGACAUCAAGAGCAGCAACGUGCGUCUGGGCGAUGGCACCGGGAAGAAGCUGCGGGUGCUUCUGGGCGAUGGCACCGGGAAGAAGCUGCGGGUCGUUGUAGCGGACUUCGGUCUAGCAGCCAUCGUCGGGACAGAACGCCAGACAGUGGUGAAAACCUCGCGGCAAAGUACAUGCUGUCCGGGAUUGUGUCGGAGAAGAUCGACGUGUACGCUUUCGGCGUGAUCCUGCUGGAGCUGCUGACGGGGAGAAAGGUGGUGUCGCCGUCACCGUCUGGCGCGGGUUGGCAGACUCUUGUGGACUGGGUGAGAUCUCGUCUCGGACGCAGGCAUGGGACUGAACCAGGGGUGGAGCUGUACGGGAUUCUGGAACCACGCGGCGGGACUCCAGUUCAAUCACGCCGUGAUGGAGACGUUGCGGUUGGCGGCAGAAUGCGUUGUCGAGGACUACGAGUGUAGGCCGACGAUGAGCAUGUUAGAGGCGACGAUUGCCAGCCUGCUCAACGAAGGGAAUGUAUGUUCGCGGCAGUAUUAGAUGA
Messenger RNA from Chara braunii, 2479 nucleotides. Lineage: Eukaryota; Viridiplantae; Streptophyta; Charophyceae; Charales; Characeae. The record is from the annotation of a GenBank genome assembly.